AAACGAGGAAUAGUCAAAGUUUACCGGUGCCGCCAGUCCAUGGCCGAUCAACCUCUCCAUUUCCCUUCAUUCUUCUCUAUAUACUUUCUCUCUAAUAUCCCAUUUCUCUCUCUAACUUCUUCUCUCAACAUUUUUUCAUUCAACCAAAACAAACACGCUACAAAUCUCUUCUUUCUUUCUUAAUCCCACUGCUCUGUUCUUCUCCAAUGGCGCAACGGUCACAUGUACCAGCAUUUGGGAAUUGGGAAAGCGAAGGGAAUGUUCCAUACACAGUGUUCUUCGACAAGGCAAGAAAGGGCAGAGGUGGCGGACCGAUCAGAAACCCGAACGAUCCCGAGGAAUAUCCAGACAUUUUCAUGGACAAUUCACAUGAAGCUCCUCCAUCUAAACCCAGUCCAAAGGACGAUACACCACCGCCAAAACCUACCACUCAUGAGAGGAGACAAAGUCGAGAAGAUGGCGGCUUUCGCCCCUACGCUAACUCCCCCGGCAACCGUGAAAAUCAGGGUCGGAGACAGAGCGGCUCCGAAUAUAGCAUCGACCGCUCUCCUCUUCAUCGCCAGGCGAAGCCCUCAGCGAGAGACAGUUCGAUGACAGAGGGCAAGAGCUUUGAGGGUAACUACGACAACCGCGGGAAGACUAAAACGAAAAACAAUUCCCCUCCGGAAGGGACGGCGCUGCCGAAGUUUGGAUCGUGGGAUGUGAACAAUCCGGCGUCGGCCGACGGUUUUACACACAUUUUUGGUAAAGUUCGAGAGGAAAGGUUGGGGCCCGGAACCCCGCAACAUUCUUCCUCACCUUACAACAAUGCUAAUAACGGAAGACCCGAUGACAGUGCAAAGGGAGGAGGGUGCUUCCCAUGUCUAAGAAGAAAAUAAGUAUGAUUUAUUUGAAGAAUUCAAAGACUCACCAAUCUGCAUCCACCAAAGGAUUUUAUUCUGCAGACUGGACUCUGUUUGUGAACGAUGUGUGCUGUUCUUUUUUUUUUUUUUUGUAUUUGUUAUAUAUAAAUUUGUUUUUUGUUUUCCUUUUUCUUGUGGGAGAAACUUGUACUUUGUUAGAAUCAUCUUUCAUAUCUUUGGUCUUUUCGGCCUAUUUUUCUGUAAGAGCCUCACUUAUUUUUGUAGCUUUGCUCCAUAUCUUACCUAAAUAUUGACAGAAACAGCGUUUGCCGUUGCCAUAAA
Cucumis sativus (cucumber) is the source of this 1184-nucleotide messenger RNA. Its product is annotated as RPM1-interacting protein 4. The record is from RefSeq and is a predicted model, not a curated record. Bases 207 to 878 code for a protein of 223 amino acids. Lineage: Eukaryota; Viridiplantae; Streptophyta; Magnoliopsida; Cucurbitales; Cucurbitaceae. The transcript has 4 exons.